This is a messenger RNA of Morone saxatilis (striped sea-bass), 1761 nucleotides long. It is a transcript of the gene thumpd1, whose product is annotated as THUMP domain containing 1. The transcript has 5 exons. Gene Ontology annotation, biological process: tRNA modification. Lineage: Eukaryota; Metazoa; Chordata; Actinopteri; Moronidae. Gene Ontology annotation, molecular function: RNA binding. Bases 313 to 1269 code for a protein of 318 amino acids. The record is from RefSeq and is a predicted model, not a curated record.
AUUUGUCCCUCCUCACUCGCCGUACAGGACAACCAAAAAACGUGCUGUGUUGUGACUGAAUGAGCCUCCGUCCGUUGCAGCAGCUGCAGUUUGUACCUGGACUCGUGUUCAAGCGGUCGUUGUGUCUGUCCUGCAAAACUUCUCAUGGCUUUUUACAUUGUAGUCGCUGCAGCUUUAAAACCCUCCGACCAACUGUGUUAGUAUCAGCUGCUGAGCUAAAGGCUAAUAAAGCCAAGAGGGAGGAAGAGGAGGAGGAGUGAAGGUAGUAACCAAAACAAGGAAAGAAAGGUAUAACACAUUAUCCGCUUCAACAUGUCGGCAAACGACUCGAGGAAACGCGGCAAGAAGCGGUACGUGGGCGGCCACAACAAGCGGUGGAAGGGCUCCCGGGAGCUGGAGGUGGGCAUGCAGGGGAUCCUCAUCACAUGCAACAUGAACGAGAGGAAGUGCACAGCGGAGGCCUUCAAUCUGCUCAAUGAGUACGCCGACAAGCUCUACGGGCCCGAGAAGUUCCAAGACAAUAAUGGGAGCAGCAGUGAUGAAGAGGACGCUGAAGAAGAAGAUGUUGAUGUAGCUCUAAAGAAGGAAGUGGCACAGCUGCAAGCAUCUGGAGCUAAACAGGAGAGACGCUUCCAGGCCAUGGAUAGUGGCGCAAACAAUGUCAUCUUCAUCAAAACUCACAAUCUGGAAUCUGACAAGCUGGUCCAUCACAUCUUGUCUGAUCUCCACACCACCAAGAAGAAAAAGUCACGCGUGAUACUUCGGAUGCUGCCGGUAACUGGAACAUGCAAGGCCUUCCAGGAUGACAUGGUGAAGUACCUGACCACUUUCCUGGAGCCCUGGUUCAAAACUCCAAACUGCGCUACCUACCAGAUCGCCUUCAAGGCCCGCAACAGCAGCCACAACAAGAGGGAUGAAAUCAUCAAAUCAGUCGCAGGUCUAGUGGGGAAGCUUAACCCUAAGAACAAGGUUGAUUUGACCAACCCAGAUCUGACAAUCAUUGUGGAGGUCAUCAAGGCCGUGUGUUGCCUCAGUGUGGUAAAAGACUAUACACUGUACAGGAAGUACAAUGUCCAGGAAGUAGUAAAAGAGGACACACCAAAGCCUGAUGUGACCACAGCAAAGACAGAUUCAAAUACAGCUGAGGAGAAGGAGAAACACGAUGCAGAGGAGACAAACAAAGAAGAGGAGAAAGGAGAAGAAGACGGUGACAAAACUGCGCCCCAGGACGACAAAGAGGUCGAUAAGGCUGAAGGUGACGCGGAGUAAGAGCUCACAUUUAGAGAAACUGAUUGACAGUUGGUGAGUUAGAUUUAAAAUGACAAAAACAUCUUAAGUUGCUUUUAUAUUGUAGUGCUUUUGUUUUAAAUAGGAAGGCUUUGAAGCCAUGAUUUUGAUGAUUUUCUUUCACAACUGAUAACAUGACUGGACAAAAAAAUGAGGUUGGCAAGAGACAAACGGAAAUCCAAAUAUAAUUUAAUGUCUUUUUUUAAAUUCAUCUUUGAUGCUUUUGUUCUGACUUUGUUAAGAUGUCCAUGUUUAAAUAGCAGUGAUUUUUAUUGAACUGUACAUGUCACCAUUCUGCAGCGUAACUUUACUAUCUGCUGCCAUCAGUUUUUUAAUGCUGAAUUGGAUUUUUAAUUUUUUUUUACUACAAACAAAAAAACAUUUUGUUCAGGUUUACUGGUGUGUUACAUUUUUUUGUAACUGUUAUUUCCUAAAGCAGUCCCUGGAUUAAAGCUACCUGUGUGUUUGACUGCU